Messenger RNA from Xyrauchen texanus (razorback sucker), 6052 nucleotides. Its product is annotated as 6-phosphofructo-2-kinase/fructose-2,6-bisphosphatase 4-like. The record is from RefSeq and is a predicted model, not a curated record. Gene Ontology annotation, cellular component: cytosol. Bases 12 to 1553 code for a protein of 513 amino acids. The transcript is spliced from 14 exons. Gene Ontology annotation, biological process: fructose 2,6-bisphosphate metabolic process; fructose metabolic process. NCBI's taxonomy places the organism in Eukaryota, Metazoa, Chordata, Actinopteri, Cypriniformes, Catostomidae. Gene Ontology annotation, molecular function: 6-phosphofructo-2-kinase activity; fructose-2,6-bisphosphate 2-phosphatase activity; ATP binding.
UGAACAAUAGAAUGAGUUUAAUAGGGGAGGACACGGAGAGAUGCGCAACUGUUUCACCCCGAGAGCUCACUCGGAACCCUUUAAAGAAAACAUGGGUGCCGUCCUGCAGAAACGGGCUUCCAGAGAGACACAUUAGUGAAAGAAAGGUAUGUAUGACCAACUGCCCAACGCUUAUCGUGACGGUGGGUCUGCCAGCCAGAGGAAAGACCUACAUCUCCAAAAAACUCACCCGCUACCUCAACUGGAUUGAUGUUCCAACGAAAGAGUUUAAUGUUGGACAGUACAGACGGGAAUGUGUGAAGAUCUACAAAUCCUUUGAGUUCUUCCAGCCAGACAAUGAGGAGGGGCUUAAGAUCAGGAAACAGUGUGCGUUGGCAGCUCUCAAUGACGUCAGGCAGUAUCUCACCGAUGAAGGCGGCCAGGUGGCGGUCUUUGAUGCCACAAACACAACGAGAGAACGGAGGGAGACGAUCCUCAGAUUCGCAGAACAGAACGGUUUUAAGGUGUUCUUUGUGGAGUCUGUGUGUGAAGACCCAGAUGUGAUCGCAGAGAACAUCGUUCAAGUGAAGCUGGGCAGUCCGGACUACACGCACUGUAACACGGAAGAGGCCGUCGCAGACUUCUUGAAGAGGAUCAAGUGUUACGAGAACUCCUAUCAGACGCUGGACGAGGAGCUGGACAGGGAACUUUCCUUCAUCAAGAUCAUCGAUGUGGGCCAGCGUUACCUGGUGAACCGUGUGCAGGAUCACAUCCAGAGCCGAAUAGUUUACUACCUAAUGAACAUCCACAUCACGCCGCGCUCCAUCUACCUGUGCCGGCACGGAGAGAGUGACCUGAAUGUCAAAGGUCGCAUCGGAGGUGAUUCGGGCCUCUCGGGCCGGGGAAAAGAGUUUGCUAAGGCGUUGGGUCAGUUUAUUCAAUCACAGAAUAUUCAUGAUCUGAAGGUGUGGACGAGUCAGAUGAAGAGGACCAUACAGACGGCAGAAGCUGUCGGUGUGCCGUACGAACAGUGGAAAGCUCUGAACGAGAUCGACGCUGGCGUUUGUGAGGAGCUCAUGUAUGAGGAGAUCCAGCAGAAGUAUCCUCUGGAGUUCGCUCUACGGGAUCAGGACAAAUAUCGCUACCGUUAUCCCAAAGGAGAGUCGUAUGAAGAUCUGGUCCAGCGGCUGGAACCCGUGAUCAUGGAGUUAGAGAGGCAGGAGAACGUUCUAGUGAUCUGUCAUCAAGCCGUCAAGAGGUGCCUGCUGGCCUACUUCCUGGACAAGACUGCAGGAGAACUGCCGUACCUGAAGUGUCCUCUUCAUACUGUGUUGAAGUUAACACCUGUGGCCUACGGUUGUAAGGUGGAGUCCGUCUGUUUGAAAGUGGAUGCUGUGAAUACACACAGAGACAGACCGGCGAAUGUAAAUGUGCAUCGUUCUACAGAAGACGCCCUGCAGACCGUUCCACCUCUGACCUCCGUGUCACUGUUCUCUCUCCAUCUGUGUCUGCCUUCAGAUCCAGUCGUGCUCGGUGAUGAGUUCCUGUCUGUAAGAUGUUUACUGCUCUUGUAACGUGUGUGCAUUAUGACAUGUACAGUACGUGUAGUCCUGUUUAAGACAGAUGAGUAACGUGUGAUCCAGAUGAAGUGUCAUUGAGGACUCCGUGUGUCAUGCGCAUCGAUACAUGCGUGUGUGUAUGUAUCUAUGUAUGUGUGUGUGUGUGUGUGUGUGUGUGUGUUUAUGGAGCGGUAGUGUAGCGGUUAGCGCGCUGCUCUACGAACCUGGCGACCCUGCUCAUGGCCAACACCAGUGACGAUUAUCUGAACCGGUCCCGGGCCUCCCCUAGGUCGACUCAGCCUAAAAUGAGUACCUGGUGCGGUGUGUAAAACAUCACCACUGGGGAGACAAAGGCGGUCGGGCGUGGUGCUGGCCACCCACCCCCUCAUGUACCGUUCCGGCCUUCAGCUGCUCGCUAACAGCACUUGCCCCUACAGUCUGUUGAGGCUAAAUGGGGGGUCUUUGAUCUUUGUGUGUGAGAGAGAGUGUGUGUGUGUUUGUCUGUGUGUGCGUGUGUCAAGUCAUUUUUAUUUGUAUCUGUCUUUUCACAAGAUUUAGCUUGUACUGUAAGAUUAAUGUCUCUAAAGUCCACCUUGAUUAACAGCAGAAGUUCACAUAGAUGCAAUUGUCCUUGUUAAUUGGCUGAUGAAGGAUUUUGUUGGUAAUUGUUAGACUAUAUAAUCCAUUAUAAGAGUGUAGUCCAUCAAUAGACUGAGGUGAUGCAGGUGAGAUCAGUGAGGUGCAUCACAGUUCAACCGGCUGGUAAUUUCGGUGAGGUUCAGUGAGGUCCCUCCUAAAUCCAAAGUUCAGGCAGUGGCAUAUGAAGUAUCCCAUGUCUUAUGGUUGGAGUUGGCAUCAGUUCAUCCUCUGAAGUCCAUCAUAAUAGACUGAAGUGAUCUUCCUCCUUUUGUGGAUUUUGAUAUUCUAGGAACUAUUAACAGGACAGAAUUUUGUGAUCGUAAUGAACGUGAUGGAAUAUAGCGUGGUAGAAGAUCAUUUAAGUACUGCGGAGCUAGACCAUUCAAAGCUUUGUACUUAGUUACAGAAUAUAAAAAUUACUAUGAAAUUUAACAGGUAACGAUGAUAAAAUGGGGCUAAUAUGAUCAUAUUUCUUGGUUCUCAUCAGCACUUGCUGGACAUCCUCCCAGUAAUGCAUUACAAUAAUCUAGUCUUGAGGUCAUGAACGCAUAAAUUCGUUUUUCGGCAUCAGCAACAGAGAGCAUGUGCCUUAAUUUAGCAAUAUUUCUGAGGUGGAAGAAUGCUGUGCUACAAACAUUGGUAAUUGCUAAUUUAGAGAAUUGUGAAAUCUCAUCAGGUUUUGAAGAAAUAUAAAGUUGUGUAUCAUCGGCAUAGCAGUGGAAACUUAUUCCACGAUUCCGGAUAAUAUCUCCCAGGGGAAGCAUAUACAUGGAGAAAAGCAGAAGCCCUAAAACUGAUCCCUGUGGCACUCCAUAUUUUUGUUUGGUUUGACAAUUCCUCAUUUACAUAGACAAAGUGGUAGCGGUCUGCUAAAUAUGACCUAAACCAUGCUAAUGCAACUCCACAAAUUCCAACAUAAUUCUCCAGCCUAUUCAAGAGAAUGUUGUGAUCUAUCGUGUCGAAUGCAGCACUAAGAUCUAAAACUACUAGAAGAGAAAUGCAGCCGCGAUCAGAUGAUAAGAGUCAUGUGUAACUCUGAUAAGUGCAGUCUCUGUACUGUGAUGAGGACUAAAUCCUGACAGUAAUUGCUCAUAUAUACUAUUUAUCUGUAGAAAUGAACAUAUUUGGGAGGAUACUACCUUUUCUAGUAUUUUUUACCUAAACGGGAGAUUUGAAAUCGGUCUAUAAUUAGCAAGUUCUCCAGGAUCAAGUUGUGGCUUCUUAAUUAGCGUUUUGAUAAUUGCCAUUUUAAAGUUUCUUGGGACAUGUCCUAAGCAUAGCGAGGAGUUAAUGAUAUUAAGAAGAGGUUCUGAUAUUACAGGAGAUACCUCUUUUAAGACCUUAGUUGGUAUUGGAUCUAACAUACAUGUUGUGGCUUUUGAUGUUUCGAUAAGUUUUGAUCUUCAUGACCGAUGACAGCGAAGGAUUGAAGUUGCACGUGAGGACAGUUAUGAGAAACUGUUUUCUGAGGUGCUAUGACAGAUGAUUGCAUAAUUCCAAUUUUAUUUCUGAUUAUUUCAAUUUUAUCUGUAAAGAAAUUCAUGAAGUCAUUACUCUUGUGCUGUGACGUAAUAUCUGGUUCUGUUGAGGCUUUAUUCCUAACCAAUUUAUCCACAGUACUGAAUAAACAUCUAGGAUUGUUGUGGUUAUUUUCUAUGAGUUUACUAAAAUAUGCUGAUCUGGCAGCUUUUAGUGCCUGUCUGUAUCUAUAGACACUAUCCUUCCAUGCACCACGAAAUACUUCUAAUUUUGUAUUUUUCCACAUGCGCUCCAUUUUCCAGAGCUGCUCUCUUGAGAGCAUGAGUGAGAUCAUUGUACCAUGGUGCAGGGCUUAUUUCUUUAAUUUUCUUUAAUCGAAGUGGGGCGACACUAUCACGUGCGUGAGAGAAGACUGCAUUUAGAUUUUUUUGACACCACUCAGACAUCCAGCCAUUAAGUGACACUAAUCUACUAUAAACCUCGUCACCACGACGAGCAGGGAGGGGACCAGAGCAUAUUACACUGUCUGACAUCGUUUUUGCAAGUUUACACACCUCUUUUUUUUGUCAUUAACAAUUUUUUAUUGAUUCCAGACUCAAAUAAUAACAUAUGCCCCCCACCCCCGUCACUCAACAUACAUCUUAGUGGUCAGACAUUGAAUAACAACAGACACCCAUGUAAACAGACAGUUAAAAAAAUACUCUAGAACAUAAUAAAUUAAAUGACAAUAAAUAAAAUAAUAACCGCCCCAUCAUCCAAAAUACAAAGUCUGGGGCAAAAUCAAAUCUGAGUGCUCAAGACCUCACAGACACAACUCUGAACCCUCGACCAAAACUCUUAAAUAUUAAUACAGAACCAAAAAACGUGGGCUAUGUCCCCAUCCUCCAACUGGCAUUGCCAGCAAGUAGGUGUGUUUUUAAGGCCAAGCCUAUACAAUCUAGAGAGAGUCCAAUAAAAACGAUGCCACUACACUUUUAAUAUUCCCUUCCAUCUCCAUGAGUUCUCGUGUUUUGGAUUUUUUGGUGAAUGAGGCGUAAUGUAUGAUCCAACCCCUAAGAACCGCCUUAAGUUCCUCCCAAGCCAUGCCCACAGAGGACACUGAGGACCAGUUGCUCUCCAUAUAUACAUUGAUUUUGGCCUUAACAAAAAGGAAACAUUAAAGCACCAACUAUAUGAUUUUCUUUUCUCUGUAUGUGGCAACACCUCUAAACUCAUCAGGACGUGAUCUGAGACUGUUUCCAAAUGAACAAUCAACAACAGAUGAAAUGAGGGAAUAUAAAAUAUAUAUAUUCUAGAAUGAAUCUUAUGGACUGAUGAAAACAAUGUAUAGUCCCCUACCAGAUGGGUUUAAAAGUCUCCAAAUAUCUGCAAGAACAAAAUUUUUACACAUCCUGUGACACAUUAAAGUCUCCUCCCAAUAUUAUAUCAUGAGGGGUUCCAGCGGCUUGCACCAUCCCUUCAAGAUCUAUAAAAUGCCCCGAUCAUCAGCGUUAGGUGCGUAAAUAUUAGCCAAAAUCAACCUUUGCCCCUGAAGUUCUGCUAAAACAAUAAUGACUCUAAUUUAUCUUUAAUCAGUUUGAGACAUUUGAAUUGUAGAUGUUUAUUUAUCAAUGUAUUGACUCCCCUGCUCUUACUUGAGCCAGCACUAAAGAACACAUGUCCACCCCAUAUCCUCCCAAAUCUUUCAGCUUCCUGCGGGGAAAGUUGCAUUUCUUGAAGAAACACUAUAUCAUAUUUCUUACAUAUAAGAAGAGAACACAAGAUCUUUAUCGGGUGAUCUCAGAAAUUUGGCCAGAAUUGAUCGGGGCCUCCCUCAUGGAAUCUCUGAGCCGGGACUCUGUGAGCUUGAUCGAUUUCCAGCUUAUGGCCUGUCAUGUCGAGCAGACUCGGGAAGAGCUCAUCUAGGAAUUUCACUAUCUCUCGGCCUUCUACAUUCUCAGGAAUUCCAACAAUUCAGACAUUGUUUCACCAUUACGAUUCUCAAGGUCUUUCCCACGUGAGUUGCAAAUCUGCCUUGGUCGCUAAUGGGUUAGCAGAUAAUUCCCUCUCCGAUGACUCCAGAUAAUCAGUCUGUUUCUCGAUGUCCCCAUUCCUGUAACCAGAAAUUCGUCUCCAUGGCAGUGAUCGAUUGCCGUAUUACAGUAAGAUCCUCAAAGUCAGCAAUGAUCUUCUCCAGCAUUGCCAACAUGCUCGACAGUUGACGCUGUAUCUCCCAAUGCACAGCGCAAAUCAAUCCAUGCGGCAUUGUCAGGGGAAUCAGCUUGAGCACAUAAGUGUCUUUUAAUAUCUCCAGAACCUGAGAAUUUUGAAUAUUUUGAAUAUGUGUGUGUGUGUGUGAGUGUGUGUGUUGGUGUGACAGUAUGUGUGUGUGUGAGUGUGUGUGUGUGUGUGUUUGU